UUCAGAUCCAGCCGAAUCCGAUACAAAUCGAUUCGGUUCAACUUGCCAUCUCGUACUCUCUCAGUUUCACUAGGCUAGGGUUUAUCUCCUGUCCUUUCAAAUCCAAAGCUCUCUCUCUCCCCCCCCCCCCGGGGUUCUUAAAACCCUAGACCUCCAAAUGAGCUUCUGCUGGGAUCAUUAACGAGCUUCACCUUUUUCACUCAAAUUAUUUUCCGGUCGCUCUCUGAUCAAUAACGAUGCGGCAAAACGACAACGUGCGGUUCACUUCAUCUUCUCUCAAAAUCCCUCUUCCUCAACAGCCAUCACCCUUCAAUUUCGCAUUCCGUUCCUUAGCACUAGCUUCUCAACUGGAAAAUACCAGAAACUCGCUCGCUCAGUUCAUCGACGCGGUCAAGGCUCGUUCCGAUUUCAGACAAUUCAGUCCCGGAUUAUCUCUUUUCUGGAGUCGGUCAACUGGGUCGACUCAGUUCACGUCGGUAACUCGGAAUGGGCGCUCUGACAGUCGAGAAGAAUGUGGGUGGCGUUGGGGGUUAUUGAUCGGAAAAUCUUCUCUUCUGUGUUCGGCCUCAUUGUCUCUGAUUGGGUUUGACGAGUCGACCCGGGAAGAUUCCUUGGGAACUCAUAUAUCGCCUUCUACAAGUCAAAAAGGGACGAAGAAGAAAGGAUUUUUGAUACCAAAAUCUCCGCUUCUCUGUUCGGCUUCGUUGGCUCUGACUCGGCCCGAAGAGCCGACGACUCAGGCCGCCGACACAUCAGGGAGGGAGACCUUGCAGAAGGGGCACUCUGCGGGUCGAGUGUAUGAAGAGGAGAGAGUGCUGAUCAGUGAAGUGCUGGUGAAGAACAAGGAUGGCGAGGAACUUGAGAGGAAGGAUUUGGAAAUGGAGGCAUUGCAGGCGCUGAAGGCAAGCAGAGCCAAUUCGGCGUUGACGGUGCGUGAGGUUCAAGAGGAUGUGCAUAGGAUCAUCCAUAGUGGCUACUUUUCCUCUUGCAUGCCUGUUGCUGUCGACACGCGGGACGGAAUCAGAUUAAUGUUUCAGGUAGAACCAAACCAGGAAUUCCAAGGAUUGGUUUGUGAAGGAGCUAAUGUUCUUCCUGCGAAGUUUCUAGAGGAUUCUUUCCGUGAUGGAUAUGGAAAAGUGAUUAAUCUCAGGCGUUUAGAUGAAGUUAUAUCUUCCAUCAAUGGAUGGUACAUGGAACGGGGCCUUUUUGCCUUGGUUUCAGCUGUUGAGAUUCUCUCAGGGGGUAUUCUCCGGUUACAAGUUUCUGAAGCUGAGGUCAAUAACAUCUCCAUUCGAUUCCUUGACAGAAAGACUGGUGAGCCAACUACAGGGAAGACAAAACCUGAAACAAUACUUCGGCAACUUACAACCAAGAAGGGACAGGUCUACAGCAUGCUUCAGGGAAAAAGAGAUGUGGAGACUGUAUUAACUAUGGGAGUCAUGGAAGAUGUUAGCAUUAUUCCCCAACCUGCUGGUGAUACUGGUAAGGUUGAUAUGGUAAUGAAUGUUGUCGAGCGUCCAAGUGGUGGUUUUUCUGCUGGUGGCGGAAUAUCAAGUGGGAUUACAAGUGGCCCUCUAUCAGGACUCAUUGGAAGCUUUGCAUACUCUCAUAGAAAUGUUUUCGGAAGAAACCAGAAGCUCAAUAUCUCCUUAGAGCGAGGCCAAAUUGACUCGAUAUUCCGCAUAAACUACACAGAUCCAUGGAUUGAAGGAGAUGACAAACGGACGUCCAGGACAAUAAUGGUUCAGAAUUCAAGAACCCCUGGAACACUGGUUCAUGCCCAAGGUGGAAAUAAUGGUAGCCUGACAAUUGGCCGCGUGACGGCAGGUAUUGAAUUCAGCCAACCAUUCAGGCCAAAGUGGAGUGGAACGGCAGGACUUAUUUUUCAGCAUGCUGGUGUUCGUGGUGAUAAAGGAGAUCCUGUUAUCAAGGAUUGUUUUGGCAGUCCUCUUACUGCAAGUGGAAAAAUCCAUGACGAUAUGCUACUUGCUAAGUUUGAGAUUGUCUACACUGGUUCUGGGGACCAAGGCUCCUCGAUGUUUGUAGUUAACACGGAACAGGGACUUCCUGUUUUACCUGAGUGGUUGUCUUUCAACAGAGUGAAUGCUCGUGCUAGGAAGGGUGUAGAAAUUGGUCCUGCUCGCGUUCUUUUAAGUUUGUCUGGUGGCCAUGUGGUUGGCAAUUUCCCUCCGCAUGAAGCAUUUGCCAUUGGUGGAACAAACAGUGUGAGAGGUUACGAAGAAGGUGCAGUGGGCUCUGGCCGAUCUUAUGCUGUUGGUUCUGGAGAAAUCUCUUUCCCCUUGUUGGGCCCAGUAGAGGGAGCUAUUUUUGCUGACUAUGGAACUGAUCUUGCAUCGGGCCCUACUGUGCUUGGUGAUCCGGCUGGAGCAAGGCUGAAGCCCGGAAGUGGAUAUGGAUACGGGUUUGGCAUCCGAGUCGACUCACCAUUGGGCCCUUUGCGUCUCGAAUAUGCAUUCAGUGAUAAGCAUGCCAAGAGGUUUCAUUUUGGGGUUGGUCAUCGGAACUGAAGUUCUUUUUAUAUCCUAAUAUACUAUGGAUGCUAGUUGUUAUGGUCCUUAUCUGUACCAUUACCUUUUUUUUUUUUUUUUUUUUUCCUUUUUUGGCAGAGGUCUAGCAUUUCUAGGGAAUUUAUUUAUUUAUUUAUUUUAGGUUUUUGACUGUAUAAUUGUGGCUAUUACCAGAUUCAGUGAUGCUGUACGUUUUAUAUAUAGUCUCCCCCGAUCUUGGCAAUCACAAA
Molecule: messenger RNA, 2758 nt
Organism: Juglans microcarpa x Juglans regia
Lineage: Eukaryota; Viridiplantae; Streptophyta; Magnoliopsida; Fagales; Juglandaceae
Product: outer envelope protein 80, chloroplastic
Biological process (GO): chloroplast organization; embryo development ending in seed dormancy
Cellular component (GO): outer membrane
Source: RefSeq, a predicted model, not a curated record